AUGCAAGGUGGGGUGGACGUCCAGAGCUUGUUCCUGCACGGUGGCGACUGCUUCGACAUGUGACAUGAUUACAUGAACCUGAGCAGCCUUCUGGAGAAGCGCGACCAGAGGGAGGUGGCUCCAGAGGAGCCCGAGAAGGACCCCCAUUGGCGCCACCUCCAGACCCCAUCCAGGCUCAGGACCUCCAGCAUCUCCGCAGAGACUAGUUCCAGCAGCAACAGCAGCAGCAGCAGCAACGGGGCGUCUGCAAGCAGCUGCAGUUUCUGCAAGCAGAACGGAGAGUCUUCUAAGGUGUACCGGUCCCACAAGCUGAAAUCUGACAACGGGAAGGUGCUCUGCCCCGUCCUCCGGAAGUACACCUGUCCCAUCUGUAAGGCCACCGGGGACAGCGCGCACACACGCAAGUACUGUCCUCGAGACAAGCGGCAGGAGGCUGCGAGGGUGCUGCCCGGAUUAAAGUUCUGGUAACAUGAUGCUGUCAGCUGGAACAAACUACAUAUUUAUAAAAGGUUGUUUUGUUUACUUAAAAUCUGUCAACAAGGAGAAAAAUGGGUUUAAGUGGAUCCUGUUUGGUUUGAUGUUUGAGCAUCUGACCUGCAUCCUUUAACAAUCCCAAACUUUCAGUAUUUGUUUGUUUUUAUCAUGACUAAAUGCAAAUGAUUUUGAGAGGCAGUUUUUGUUGUGUUCCGUCUUUAAUGAGUUAAAACACAAUAAUAAUCUGUUCCGUCAUCAUUUUCAUAAUAAUAAACAGUUCUUUGAAAACUAUUGUUGGGUAUAUUUUUAUGUUCCUUUUUGAGCCAAAGCUCAUUGGUUAUCUCUGGAAUGUGGUGU
Molecule: messenger RNA, 831 nt
Organism: Nothobranchius furzeri (turquoise killifish)
Lineage: Eukaryota; Metazoa; Chordata; Actinopteri; Cyprinodontiformes; Nothobranchiidae
Product: nanos homolog 2-like
Biological process (GO): negative regulation of translation; oogenesis
Cellular component (GO): perinuclear region of cytoplasm
Molecular function (GO): mRNA binding; zinc ion binding
Source: RefSeq, a predicted model, not a curated record